Molecule: messenger RNA, 1830 nt
Organism: Hevea brasiliensis (rubber tree)
Lineage: Eukaryota; Viridiplantae; Streptophyta; Magnoliopsida; Malpighiales; Euphorbiaceae
Exons: 9
Coding region: 45-1574 (509 amino acids)
Biological process (GO): proteolysis
Molecular function (GO): dipeptidyl-peptidase activity; serine-type exopeptidase activity
Source: RefSeq, a predicted model, not a curated record
AAAUACAAGUAGAAGCUGGCUAUACCAAAUAUUCACUCAAGGCCAUGGACAUUCUUACAUACCCUUUUCGUCAAUUUCUCUCAAUGUUGCUACUAAUUUUCUCACUUCAUGUCUCUGCAAUUCAAUUGAAGAUGAUCCCAAGGCUUGGGGCACUUAGGAAACAUAGCAGAGGUGAACUACUUCAAAGUAGCAUAAACUCUGAAUCUGCAGCUUCAAAAGAUUUUGUUACAUUUUUUUACCCCCAAACACUUGACCACUUCAACUAUAAGCCUGAAAGCUAUACCACUUUCAAGCAAAGAUAUGUGAUCAAUUUUAAAUAUUGGAGUGGUCCAAACACUAGUGCACCAAUCUUUGCAUUCUUUGGUGCAGAAGAGAAUAUAGAUGAUGAUAUUGAUGGUAUUGGUUUCCUUAUUGAUAAUGCUUCUCGUUUCAAGGCUCUCCUUGUUUAUAUUGAGCAUCGUUACUAUGGGAAAUCGAUACCAUUUGGAUCGAGUAAAGAAGCCCUAAGAAAUGCUAGUUCUCUUGGUUAUUUCAACUCAGCUCAAGCCAUAGCAGAUUAUGCUGCUAUUAUUAUGCAUGCCAAGAAAAAGUAUUCUGCGAAUAAUUCUCCUGUAAUUGUGAUUGGUGGAUCCUAUGGUGGAAUGCUAGCCUCAUGGUUUAGGUUAAAAUAUCCCCAUGUUGCUCUUGGUGCUCUGGCUUCAUCAGCUCCAAUCCUCUACUUUGAUGAUAUUGCCCCACAAAAUGGUUACUAUUCUAUUGUGACCAAGGAUUUUAAAGAAACUAGUGAGAGUUGCUACAAUACCAUACGCAAAUCAUGGGCAGAAAUUGAAGAAGUAGCUUCCAAGCCAAAUGGUCUUUCAAUCCUCAGCAAGAAAUUCAAGACUUGCACUCCAUUGAAGAGAACUUUUGAGCUCAAGGAUUACUUAGACUCGAUAUAUUCUGAAGCAGCUCAAUAUAAUGAUCCACCAAACUACCCCGUUACCAUUGUGUGUGGUGGAAUUGAUGGAGCACCAAAAGGAACUGAUAUUCUUAGCAGAAUUUUUGCUGGAGUUGUUGCUUAUAUGGGAAACAAUUCAUGCUAUGAUAUGGAUGAAUUUUAUGACCCUACUCGAGAAGAAUCUAUUGCAUGGAGAUGGCAGACAUGCAGUGAGUUGGUGAUGCCCAUAGGCCAUGAUAGAAAUACUAUGUUCCCACCAGCACCAUUCGAUUUAAAAAACUACAUAAAGGAAUGCAAGAGCUUGUUUGGUGUCCUACCUCAGCCUCACUGGGUCAAAACCUAUUAUGGAGGCCAUGAUUUGAAAUUGAUUCUUCAUAGGUUUGCUAGUAACAUCAUCUUCUCAAAUGGACUCAGAGAUCCUUAUAGCGGUGGCGGAGUGUUGGAGAAGAUAUCAGAUAGUAUUGUUGCACUCUCUACUGUUAAUGGAUCUCAUUGCUUAGAUAUUCAACGAGAGAAGCCAAGUGAUCCGCAAUGGUUGGUGAUGCAACGAAAAUCUGAGGUGGAGGUAAUCCAAGGCUGGAUUUCCAAUUACUACACUGAUCUUCUUCAGCUCAAAGAUGGAACUAGCAGUACUUGACAAUGCUAUCUCUAGCUCUAGUUGUGCAAGUAUAGUACAACUAUGACCUUGGGUGUAUUAAAUUAAUUGUAAGGAUCGAUCAUGGCUUAUGGCUCUAUACAUAAUUAAUCUUACCUAUUUCAUUAGUACAUUAUUGAUGGAUAUGGACAUAACAUAAAAGAUAAAGGGCACAAUAUGAAUGAAUAUGUAGCAAAGCCUUUUGGUGCAUGUCACCCAUUAUUAAGGACCACUUUGUCUGCCAUUAAGGGUAACAUAU